GUGCUUCGACACAUUCUGAGUCCGAAUCAAACAGUUAACUUUUGAGUUGCAAAGUGUGGUGUUCAAAAUGUUUCUACCCAUCAUUUUAUCCGGCCUUGUCGUACUGUUAACAUGGUACGUAAUGGGAAAACGCAAUGAAAACUACUGGAAGUCACGUGGUGUGAAGUUCUACGGCAAGAACAAAGUGACAGGACCGUUUUGGGACUACUUCACAACUCAAGGCGCAUUGUUCGAAACAUUUAAUAAUCUGUAUAAUGAGUUCAGAAAAGAGCCAGCGGUAGGCCUUGGACAAAUUUUAACACCUUCAUUGUUCGUCAUAGACGCCAAGAACGUCCAGCAUGUCUUAGCACAUGACUUCCAGUCUUUCUAUCACAGAGGAUUCGACCCCGCGGAGGAUGACCAAUUGGCCGAUAGUAUAACGAUGAUGAAUGGACCCCGAUGGAAGUUGAUGAGAAAAAGUAUGACCCCAUUGUUCACGGCAAACAAAUUAAAGAACAUGUAUUACACUAUGGAUAAAAGUGCUCAAGAUUUUGUGGAUUAUUUGAAAGCCAAUCCUAACAAGUGGAACGGCGAUUUUUACAACUCUGCCAUGUUGUAUUGUAACGCGGCUAUAUGCAGUGCAAUUUUCGGGAUUGGAACAAAAUCAACAUUUGAUUCACCCUUCCUUGAAGUAGCCAGAAACAUAUCAUUUUCAGGUUUUAAGAACAACAUGAAAUUCGCUCUCCUAAGUCUUGCGCCAAGUUUGAUGAAAACUUUGGGAGUUAAACUUUUCAAAGAUUAUGAAGACUUUUUCAUUGGUGCUAUAGGCGAAGUUAUAAAGAAUAAGGAAAAAGGAAUUACAUCAAGGAACGAUUUCGCUGAUUUAUGUAUCAGUCUUCAAAAAAAUGGUACCUUAAAAGAUCCAACGACUGGAUAUGAAAUGGAGCCUACGACUGGUCUACUAGCGGCACAGGCAUUCUUCUUCUUCUCAGCGGGUGUAGAACCAACCGCAGCUGCUAUCUUCUCAACAUUUUACUGUAUGGCUCGACAUCCUGAUGUAUUAGAAAAAGUUCACCAAGAAAUUGACGAACAUUUUGAAAAACACAAUGGACAAAUAACUUACAAUGUCAUUAGUGAAAUGGAGUAUGUAGAUAAGGUGAUAAAUGAGGCGAUGAGGAUAUUCCCCCCUAUUGGGGUUUUAACUAGAAAGUGUGUUCAAGACACUGUUCUACCCGUCGGCAAUAUCAAAGUCGAAAAAGGGUCCAAAUUAUUCACACCUAUUUAUGCAAUGCAUCAUGAUCCCACACUUUAUCCGGAUCCAGAAGUGUUUGAUCCUGAGCGAUUCUCAAAGGACAGGAAACCAAACGAUGAUAUUUAUAUGCCAUUUGGUAUGGGCAACAGGACAUGUAUUGGAAAUAGGUAUGCUAAAUUACAAAUGGCGGCUUGUGUAGUCCAAGUUCUGCGUGCUUUUACUGUUAAAGGUAAACAAUUGAAAGGAAAAGAAAAAUUGACAUUUGAACGACAUGCUUUACUUUGUAGGCCAGAUGAUAUGGAAAUCCAUCUGAUUCCUAGACCUUUAAAAUAAACAAGACUUAAUUUGCUAUUACAUGUUAAAGUAAUUAAAAGAUGAUGUCCUCCAAAAUGUUUACGAUUUCGCUUUGUCUCACUCUCAAUGGUGUUGUUACCUACUGUUAUUUACUUAAUCUUGCUCAAAUAAAUGUUGUGAUGUUUA
Helicoverpa armigera (cotton bollworm) is the source of this 1711-nucleotide messenger RNA. RefSeq names its product cytochrome P450 6B5. The transcript has a single exon. Gene Ontology annotation, molecular function: monooxygenase activity; heme binding; iron ion binding. The coding region runs from base 68 to 1564 and encodes 498 amino acids. The record is from RefSeq and is a predicted model, not a curated record. NCBI's taxonomy places the organism in Eukaryota, Metazoa, Arthropoda, Insecta, Lepidoptera, Noctuidae.